Ilex paraguariensis (yerba mate) is the source of this 370-nucleotide messenger RNA. The record is from the annotation of a GenBank genome assembly. NCBI's taxonomy places the organism in Eukaryota, Viridiplantae, Streptophyta, Magnoliopsida, Aquifoliales, Aquifoliaceae.
AUGACUGGUGACGGUGCGAUGUCUGCUAUACGUGGUGGUGUUAAUGAUAAUAAUAUGGAAGGACAAGCUACAAAAACAAGUGCUGAUGGAGGAUCUGCUAAAGGAUGCUCGAUCGUCUGGGUUGUUCGUGCUGAUGUCACAAUUGCUGACAGUAUAGGUGGCGAUGCAGAAUGCAAUGAUGUCGGUGUAGCUAGAGGAGUGCAAAACAAAAUAUCUACAGUUGUAGGAAAAGGUGUCACUACAACGAUAGGAGUCAGUAUUGCUGAGAUGACUGGUGACGGUGCGAUGUCUGCUAUACGUGGUGGUGUUAAUGAUAAUAAUAUGGAAGGACAAGCUACAAAAACAAGUGCUGAUGGAGGUGUCGACGUCG